GUUAUUUUAGCUGGGCCUUCUGUCCUGCACUGGUCAGCGUUUACUCAAAAUAUCUGAAAAAAAUAUAGAAUCGCUGUAAAAAUCCAUAAGAAUCCAUAAGAAAUGUUUCGAAGAAAACUCGCAGCGUUAGAGUAUCACCACCCUGAUAAUUUUAACAUACAAAAUGAAGACGAAUGUAGAAAUCUUGUGGUAUGGCUUGAAGACCAGAAAAUAAGAUUAUAUAGAAUUGAAGAUAGAGAAAGUCUACGUGAUAUUGGGAAUGCUACAUGGCCUAAAACUUUAAUGAAGUAUUUAGAUGACCUACAAUGCCCACUAAAAAGUAGAGAAAAAAGCACUGUUCUGGACUGGUUGCUAGCACAUGCCAUUAGGCUAGAGUAUGCCGACAAUGCUGAGAAGUAUAAUUCUCAAAGUCAGAGGACAGCAAGUGAUACAAGUAAAACCACAGAACUGACUGAGGCCUUAUUAAAUCUUACAGCUGACGAUGCUGAUUUAAAAGCUGGUGUUCUGUCUGUAGCUCGGUUGCUGAACUUACCAGAACACCACGAUCCAUAUGUGCUCUUACAGGCAAUAAAGUCAUUAGUUGGAGGAAAGCUGACCCAGAAUGCCCUAAGGGAAGCUAAAGCGAAAAAGGAAGCAAAAGAAUUUAAGUCAUCAGAUGUGAUUGCCUUACCGACUGCCGAUCUUGGAUUUAACACUGGAGGAAGGCCUUUUUUUCAGAGGAUGUGCUAUUGCAAGACUCUGCUGUGAAUGAGGCAGCUAAAAUCCUUCGUCUCUUACACAUCAACGAGCUGCGAGAUCUGCAAACCAAGAUCAACGAAGCUAUUGUCAAAGUCCAGGCUCUUACCGCUAACCCUAAAACCGACCAGUCCCUUGGCAAAGUAGGGAGAUAGGUUGAAGCUAAAAUAAUGUCAAAAUCCAUAACCCGACCAAUCCCUUGGCAAAGAAAGAAAAUAACACGAAAUAACAGAGAAUAAAAAAAUAAUAUUGUCAA
Messenger RNA from Nematostella vectensis (starlet sea anemone), 991 nucleotides. Its product is annotated as RNA transcription, translation and transport factor protein. Gene Ontology annotation, cellular component: tRNA-splicing ligase complex. The transcript has 9 exons. The record is from RefSeq and is a predicted model, not a curated record. Gene Ontology annotation, biological process: tRNA splicing, via endonucleolytic cleavage and ligation. NCBI's taxonomy places the organism in Eukaryota, Metazoa, Cnidaria, Anthozoa, Actiniaria, Edwardsiidae. Gene Ontology annotation, molecular function: RNA binding. The coding region runs from base 103 to 747 and encodes 214 amino acids.